This is a messenger RNA of Terrapene triunguis (Three-toed box turtle), 1526 nucleotides long. RefSeq names its product zinc finger protein 251-like. The transcript has 9 exons. The record is from RefSeq and is a predicted model, not a curated record. Bases 1 to 1362 code for a protein of 453 amino acids. Lineage: Eukaryota; Metazoa; Chordata; Testudines; Emydidae. Gene Ontology annotation, biological process: regulation of transcription by RNA polymerase II. Gene Ontology annotation, molecular function: RNA polymerase II cis-regulatory region sequence-specific DNA binding; DNA-binding transcription factor activity, RNA polymerase II-specific.
AUGGGGAAAGCUGCCGGGAGCCCUGGGAGCAGGGAGGACGGGGCGUUUCCGAAGCCGGAGCCGGGGUUUGCGGAGCUGGAGAAGAGACUCGGCGAUUUCUCUCUGCAAAGCGCCCACCUGCAGGAGGUGCUGCUGGGAUUCAAAGGUGAAUGGGAGUCUGGGGGUGGCGUCUCCUCUGAGACGCUGCGACUGGAGCUGGGGAGCGACACAGGGUUUCCACUUUCCAAACCUGAGGUGAUGUCCCAGCUGGAACCAGGGGAAGAGCCGUGGGUCUCAGAUCUCCAGGGCUCGGAGGGAAGAGAGAUCCUGACAGGAACCUGCCCAGGUGGUGGGACGGUGAGUGAGAACAAGGAGCAGAAUCUAAAGCAGGAAGAUGCUGAGCAUAUGGAACUGCACGGGGGAUUAUCAGAAAGAACUCAAGGGACCAUGCCCAGGAGUCGUGAGGAAAGGCAGCAGGGAAACCAGGCAGGGGGAAACGUGGUUAAAUCCAUCAGUUGUGAGGAAAAUCACGAGGACCUCAAGGAAACCACAGCUCAGCAGAAAAUCCUCACGGGAAAGAGAAAAAACCUAUGCACUGAACCCUACGCAUGCUGUGAGUGCGGGAAAACCUUCACGCGAGGCUCCCACCUUAUCAGACAUCAGAGAACCCACACCGGCACCAGGCCCUAUGAAAUCUGGUUUCCACUUUCCAAACCUGAGGUGAUGUCCCAGCUGGAACCAGGGGAAGAGCCGUGGGUCUCAGAUCUCCAGGGCUCGGAGGCAAGAGAGAUCCUGAUAGGAACCUGCCCAGGAGAUGAAGGGACGGUGAAUGAGAAGAAGGAGCAGAACCCAGAGCAGGAAGAUGCUGAGCAUGUGGAAAUGAAUGGGGGAUUAUCACAAAGCACUGAAGGGGACGUGUCCAGGAGUUGUGAAGACGGGCAGCAGGGAAACCAACCAGGGGAGGAAAUAGGUCAAUCCAUCAGUUGUGAGGAAAAUUACCAGGAAACCACGGCCCAGAAGCGAAUUCUCAUGGGAGAGAGAGAAAACAUGUGCCCCGACUGUGGGAAAACCUUCCCUUGGCGCUCCCACAUUAUUGAACAUCAGAGAAUUCACACGGGAGAGAGACCCUACGCAUGCUGCGAGUGCGGGAAAACCUUCAUUCGACACUCACAUCUUCUUAGACAUCGGAGAAGCCACACAGGAGAGAGACCCUAUGGAUGCUGCGAGUGCGGGAAAACCUUCACUCGACGCUCACACCUUAUUGAACAUCAGAUAACCCACGGAAGCUCAAGCCCCUAUGAAUGCUGUGAGUGCGGGAAAACCUUCACUCGACGCUCACACCUUAUUAGACAUCAGAGAACCCAUGCUUGCCAGGAGCCCUAGGAAUGCUGUGACGAUAGAAAAAACUUUUCUGUUUGAUCAGCCCUUAUUAAUCGUCAGAGAAUCCAGAAAGGAGAGAGACGACCCUGUGAAUGUUAAGUAUCAGAGGGGUAGCCGUGUUCGUCUGGAUCUGUAAAAAGCGACAAAUAGUCCUGUGGCACCGUAUA